AUGUCUUUUCAAUCGAGUAUAAUUGGACUUUGUUCAUUAGCAGUUCUAAGUCUAAUCCCACCAUUAGCAUGGCACUCACAUACCAGAAAUAUACCUGCAAUAAUUUUAAUAACAUGGUUAUUGUUAAUGAAUAUAAUAUGUAUAGUGAAUGCAUCCAUAUGGAGUGGGACAGAUUUUGUAACGAGAUGGAAUGGUGAAGGGUGGUGUGACAUUGUCAUCAAAUUACAAGUUGGUGCCAAUGUUGGUAUCUCAUGCGCCAUUACAAAUAUUGUAUAUAAUUUACAUUCCAUCUUAAAGGCUGAUGUGGUAUUGCCUGAUUUAAAUUCAUGGACGAGAAUUUGGAAAGAUUUAUUGAUUAGUUUAGGGACACCUGUGGUGGUGAUGGGAUUAUCGUAUCUUCUACAAGUUUUCAGAUAUGGGAUUGCUAGAUAUAAUGGGUGUCAAAAUUUACUGUCACCUACGUGGAUGACUACUGUCUUAUAUACAAUGUGGAUGUUAAUUUGGUCUUUAAUUGCCACAGUUUACGCAUUGUUGGUUUUAGCAGUUUUCUUUAAGAAAAGGAAAGAUGUUAAAGAUAUUUUAUAUUGUACCAAUUCUGGAUUGAAUUUAACAAGAUUUGCAAGACUACUGAUUUUUUGUUUUAUUAUUGUUUUGGUUAUGUUCCCUUUUUCAUUAUAUUCAUUUGUUCAAGAUUUAGAGCAAGUUAGUGGACACUAUAGUUUUAAAGAUACACACUCUAGCACUCUUUGGAAUGUCAUAAUUAAAUUUGAUCCCGGUAAACCUGUUUAUAACAUUUGGUUAUACGUUUUAAUGUCAUAUUUGGUGUUCGUGAUUUUUGGUUUGGGGACUGACGCAUUAAAUAUGUAUGCCAGAUUCUUAAGAACAAUAAGGUUGGGUUUCAUAGUGGAUACCAUACAAGGAUUCAUAAAGAAGAAUAGAGAGAACCGUGUUGGUAAAUUAUUAGGUAAAAUGUCAAAGGGAACAGAAUUUCAAACUUUGAGUUCCUCGGAUGAAUAUGGUGGGAAAAAUUGCUUUAGUGACACAGAGGCUUUCCCAUCGGCUUCAAGUCCAACAUCAGAAGGUCAUUUCUAUGUUGAUUAUACUUUACCAGGAGAAAGAGAGAAGCAAAAUAAAAGAAAUAAGAAUAAAAAGAAAAAUAAGUAUAGUAAUGACAGUGCAUUCUUUGAUUUGGAAGAAAAUUUACAAGAUGAUGAUAAUAAUGUAGAAAUUGGUAGAAAUAAUUAUCUGCCCUUUUUAACAGGGAAGUAUGAUGAAGAUGAGGAUGAUUAUGAUGAUGCAUCUUUAUCUUUAGAUGGGUUUUCAAGAAUAUCGUAUGGCCGUAAAAACGACUUAGAUAACUUUCCUUCAUAUUCUCCAAGUUCAUUGACGGAGUAUAAUAGUUCUAAGCAACAUAGUACCAUAAUUAGUGGAGAAACUCUAGAUAUAAGGGAGUUUGAAGAAGACUAUGAGUACAACAAAAAGGACUCACCAUCCAAAUAA
Molecule: messenger RNA, 1500 nt
Organism: Naumovozyma dairenensis CBS 421
Lineage: Eukaryota; Fungi; Ascomycota; Saccharomycetes; Saccharomycetales; Saccharomycetaceae
Gene: STE3
Product: Ste3p
Exons: 1
Coding region: 1-1500 (499 amino acids)
Biological process (GO): G protein-coupled receptor signaling pathway
Cellular component (GO): membrane
Molecular function (GO): mating-type factor pheromone receptor activity
Source: RefSeq, a predicted model, not a curated record